AUCAUAGCGCCAGUCAGUGACAUGCUGCGUCUUCACCUCUUCUGCUUUCCAAAUCAUCUUCUAGCGCUGAAUAAUUUGAUGCAAAGCUUUUCUUCCUUAUUCCUCUUGGCUGGGCUGUAUAUCCUAAGGCUUGUGCAUCAGCAACACCCAGCAGCACUGUAAAAACGCUAUGCAGCUGCUUGACCUACCGCGCGAGCUGGUGGACCUUGUCGUUGAGCAUCUCCUAUUAACCAUUGGUAUUUACAAAUCGGUUCAAUUCUGACUAGUUAGCAGUAAGUACCUCUCCCGCAUCGGUAUCGCAUCGGCACAGAGCUCACUUCCUAGCAGAAGAGUUUGACAGAGCAAUUCUGUACGCAAUUUGCGACGCCCAAGUCGUCCAUCUAGACGAUGUAGCUACGCCAAUGAUGAUGCAUCACGUCCCAACGGCGCUCAAGGCUCGCGUUCCGCUCAACAAAGCCGGAGCAUGCGACUCUGGCCCUGAUGGCGAUGUGCCAAUUCACCAGUCCAUAGCCAUCAUCCUCCAAGUCAGUCGUGCUCUCAGCAGCUUGCUAGAUACGACUUCGCAAUCAUCAGCUCCGGCUUCUGCGACUGCCGCCGCAAGGGAUUUCGACCUUGCCAAAGCCGUCUCCUACCACUACGCUCCUCACGUACAGCCUACAAUCAACAGCCCCUCCGCUCGCGCUCAAAACAUCCUCAGCGGCGCCAUAGUCUUGGGCAACUUGGCGCUGGUCACGUCUCUUCUGGACCAGGCGCCGUUGCCCAGCGCCAAACUAUUAAAUACCAAAUCCCCCUUCUUUGGACUUCCCCUCCCGCUCGCUGCUGCUUGGGGGGACGUUGACAUUGUUCGGCAUCUCCUCCGGUGCGGCGCCAAUCCCCAUUUGCUAGGGCGGGAUACCAUACCGUAUGCGAGGACUUUCCUUGGAGGAGGCCGGAUAGAUGGGGUCACUACGAAUACGUGGAGCUUCCCUCCCGCCAUCAGAUCGACCGGUGCAGAAUUGGCAGCGCGCUAAGGGUGGCAGUCUUGGGCGGCCACGAUGACAUUGUCAGCCUGCUUCUCGAGCCCGAAUACUGUAUCUCGACUGAAACCGACGAAUAUCUUGCUACCCUGCUCUCUCUAGGGGAGGAUUUACUACGACGGGCUGCGUACUAUCAGCAGACGCCAUUCGCGGGGUGGCUGCUAGAUCGUAGCACAAACCUCACACCAGUACAUUCCAUAAGAUUCUAUCAGAUACCGUAUGCGCUGAGCUCUGCUUGCGGGCAGGGCAACUUGCCUCUUGCGCGUCUCUUGCUCAGCCGCGGCGCCUACGCUGGCUUUCACCACAUCUUUGGCAACUACAAUCCCAGCGAUCCGAUAGAGCUAGCCGCUCGCCAUGGACACCUCGACGCUGUACAGCUCUUGCUUAGGCACGGUGCCCCAGCUGUGUCGGCGCUGCUAGAGGCUGCUGGCAGCGGUCAAACACAUGUGGUUGCUUGGUUAUGCAAAACAGAUGGGAACAUAGUCUGGCUGCCGCACAGUCCGCACGUCGACAGUCCUGCGGGCAGCGCGGCUCUGUUGAGCACCAUACGCGGCCUCAAUCGUCCAAUGAUCCAGAUACUCGUGGAAGCAGGGAUAUCCUUGGACAAGGUGUAUGGUGCAGAUAAAGAAUCCGCGAUGUCCUAUGCCAAGAGACACGGCUGCCCUAUCAGGACCAAGCUAUUGGUCUCGCUUGGGGCCACAGAUGUAAAAUUGCCGGAGGAGGAGAUGGCGCAUAAUGAUACGUUUUCUCACAAUAGCGGCCGAUUGUAUAUAACCGAGCAGACCUGGGAAUGGGCGGGCAAAUAUUAGUCUUUGAGCGCAAGAUGAGCUUCGCUUUUAAAGGUGCCUCUACAAAGUACUAUACUAGCUCCUAUACUGUUAGCUUACUUCACCGUGCGUACAGUGGCUAUAGUAGGCGCCUCUCCCUGGGUCACGGACCCUUUUGCCUCUAAAAUUAGCUAGCUCCCGAGCCUCGUGUUCUCUUUAACCUCACCAGGCUCCAGACUUGUUCUACUAUCCAGGUACCAUUUUCAAAAAACGGUCUAAAUUGCCUCUCCUCACUAUUGCACUUAUCCUACCAGCCUAUUGACACAUCCUAUAUUCAUAUCGAUUUUCCUCCUCCACACCAGGCACCACAUCGGCAUCCAGUGG
[Torrubiella] hemipterigena is the source of this 2167-nucleotide messenger RNA. The record is from the annotation of a GenBank genome assembly. NCBI's taxonomy places the organism in Eukaryota, Fungi, Ascomycota, Sordariomycetes, Hypocreales, Clavicipitaceae.